Messenger RNA from Osmerus eperlanus (European smelt), 3906 nucleotides. RefSeq names its product cullin-5. Gene Ontology annotation, cellular component: SCF ubiquitin ligase complex; Cul5-RING ubiquitin ligase complex. Bases 68 to 2455 code for a protein of 795 amino acids. The record is from RefSeq and is a predicted model, not a curated record. NCBI's taxonomy places the organism in Eukaryota, Metazoa, Chordata, Actinopteri, Osmeriformes, Osmeridae. Gene Ontology annotation, biological process: SCF-dependent proteasomal ubiquitin-dependent protein catabolic process; protein ubiquitination. Gene Ontology annotation, molecular function: ubiquitin protein ligase binding; protein-macromolecule adaptor activity. The transcript is spliced from 19 exons.
GACGUUCACAGGCAGCGUGAUAGGAUUGAUUGUCGCGAGAUUGUGCGAGGGUAUAGGUUCAGUAAACAUGGCGACGUCUAAUUUGCUCAAGAACAAAGGCUCCCUCCAAUUUGAAGACAAGUGGGACUUGAUGCGCCCAAUCGUCCUGAAGUUGCUCCGACAGGAGUGCGUCACCAAACAACAGUGGUUUGACCUUUUCUCAGACGUCCAUGCAGUAUGUCUUUGGGACGACAAGGGUCCAGCCAAGAUCCACCAAGCCCUGAAAGAGGACAUUUUAGAUUUCAUCAAGCAGGCACAAGCGCGAGUGCUGAGCCACCAGGACGACACGGCCCUGCUCAAGGCCUACAUCGUGGAGUGGAGGAAGUUCUUCACCCAGUGCGACAUCCUGCCCAAGCCCUUCUGCCAGCUGGAGAUCACCCUGAUGGGGAAGCAGGGGAGCAACAAGAAGUCCAACGUGGAGGACAGCAUUGUCAGGAAGCUCAUGCUGGACACCUGGAACGAGUCGAUCUUCUCCAACAUCAAGAACAGGCUGCAGGACAGCGCCAUGAAGCUGGUCCACGCCGAGAGGCUUGGGGAGGCCUUCGACUCCCAGCUGGUCAUAGGGGUCAGAGAAUCCUACGUGAAUCUGUGCUCUAACCCGGAUGACAAGCUGCAGAUCUACAGGGACAACUUUGAGAAGGCCUACCUGGACUCCACUGAGAGGUUCUACAGAACACAGGCCCCCUCCUACCUCCAGCAGAACGGAGUCCAGAACUAUAUGAAAUACGCAGACGCCAAGUUGCGAGAGGAGGAGAAGCGGGCGCUGCGGUACCUGGAGACGAGGCGAGAGUGCAGCUCCGUGCAGGCGCUCAUGGAGUGCUGCGUGAACGCUCUGGUGACGUCGUUCAAGGAGACCAUCUUGGCAGAGUGUCCAGGCAUGAUCAAACGAAACGAGACAGAGAGUGAGUACGGCCGGAGCACUCCAGCCAAAGGCACAGCCAGCUCAGAGCUGCAUCUGAUGUUCUCGCUCAUGGACAAGGUUCCCAACGGGAUCGAGCCCAUGCUGAAGGAUCUGGAGGAUCACAUCAUGAACGCCGGCCUGGCGGACAUGGUGGCGUCCGCGGAAACCAUCACCACGGACUCUGAGAAAUACGUUGAGCAGCUCCUCACUUUGUUCAACCGCUUCAGUAAACUGGUGAAAGAGGCUUUCCAGGACGACCCCCGCUUCCUAACAGCCAGGGACAAGGCUUACAAAGCGGUUGUGAACGACGCCACCAUUUUUAAACUUGAACUGCCGUUGAAGCAAAAAGGUGUGGGUCUGAAGACCCAGCCUGAGUCUAAAUGUCCAGAGCUUCUGGCAAACUACUGUGACAUGCUCCUGAGGAAAACCCCUCUGAGCAAGAAGCUCACCUCCGAGGAGAUCGAGGCCAAACUGAAGGAAGUUCUGCUGGUUCUGAAGUACGUCCAAAACAAAGACGUCUUCAUGCGCUACCACAAAGCCCACCUGACCAGACGCCUCAUCUUGGACAUCUCAGCUGACAACGAGAUCGAAGAGAACAUGGUGGAGUGGCUCAGGGAAGUCGGGAUGCCUGCAGACUACGUAAACAAGCUGGCAAGGAUGUUCCAGGACAUCAAAGUGUCGGAAGAUCUCAACCAGUCUUUCAAAGAGAUGCACAAACACAACAAAUUGGCGUUGCCAGCCGACUCGGUGAACAUAAAGAUCCUCAACGCCGGGGCGUGGUCCCGGAGUUCGGAGAAAGUGUUCGUCUCGUUGCCCACGGAGCUGGAGGACCUGAUCCCGGAGGUGGAGGACUUCUACAAGAAGAACCACAGUGGACGCAAGCUACACUGGCACCACCUCAUGUCCAACGGCAUCAUCACCUUCAAGAACGAGGUGGGGCAGUACGACCUAGAGGUCACGACCUUUCAGCUGGCCGUGCUGUUCGCCUGGAACCAGCGGCCCCGGGAGAGGAUCAGCUUCGAGAACCUGAAACUGGCCACGGAGCUUCCUGACGCUGAGCUGAGGCGCACACUCUGGUCCUUAGUGGCGUUUCCUAAACUGAAAAGACAGGUGCUAUCGUACGACCCCGUCGUGGGGUCACCCAAAGACUUCUCAGAGGGCACGCUAUUCUACGUCAACCAGGAGUUCUCACUCAUAAAAAACUCCAAGGUCCAGAAGAGAGGGAAGAUCAACCUGAUUGGCCGACUCCAGCUCACCACUGAGCGAAUGAGAGAGGAGGAGAACGAGGGAAUUGUCCAGCUCAGGAUAUUAAGAACUCAGGAGGCCAUCAUCCAGAUCAUGAAGAUGAGGAAGCGCAUCAGCAACGCCCAGCUUCAGACGGAGCUGGUGGAGAUCUUGAAGAACAUGUUCCUGCCCCAGAAGAAGAUGAUCAAGGAGCAGAUGGAGUGGCUCAUCGAGCACAAGUACAUCAAGAGGGACGAGAUGGACAUCAACACCUUCCUCUACAUGGCAUAGCGAAGCACUCUGGGUUGUUGCUCGCGGCGACAGCGGUCAGCCUGGGUGGGAGGGGGAGGGGGGAGGGCUCAUGCCUGACGGACAAUUUAAACAUGACCAGGCCCCGCCCCCCCCCCCCCGCACCCCUCCUCACCCUCCUCCCUUUUCUCGUGUAGGGAUAAACCCUUGAAUUAUUGACUGAGAAUUGCAGGCUUAUUUUUAAAAAAAACGAAAACGAACAACAACGAAACUAACUGGUAACUGGGAAUCCUUGCCUUACAAUUGAACAAAAGAGAGAAGUGGGUUUAAGCAGCGUUUUCCAGUUGUUCUGGGUAGAAGACAGGAUGUGGCCUCCAUCUGUUGCCAUGACGUCCUCCCCGCGCCCCGGCCCCCCCCACCCGUCCCCCCGUCCACAGACCCAGAGUUUUUUAUGGAGCUGGGAUCCAUUGUGUCUCUAAAGGCGUGAGGCAAAAGACUGUUGGUUCGUGAUGUGUGGUGUUCCGGGGAAUUCCGUAAAUCCGGAUUCUGAAAGUUCAGAACCAACCGGGUCACAUGACUCAGAACAAACAUCGGCUCCAGAAUAACUAAACAAACAACUGAACCAACAUAGCUAGCAAACUGUGGAAAUUAGAUAAUCCUGCUUUACUGGAUUAAGCCCCCUAUAGUACAGUUAAAUCAGGUCAAGCCAAAUCCAGGCAAGAGGAGACAAGGCCAGUCAUGGUACAGGUGGAAACUUGUGUCCCCCCCCUGCCCCCCCCCUACCUUGCCAGACAUAUUUGUUGUGGUGGAGAUGACGAAAUUCAUAGCACUAAUGACAAUGACUCGUUCCACAUAGGUCAGUAGUGGUCUGGACGCUUUGUGAACACGGUCUUGACAUUGUUACAAACACGGCAACAGGCACACUGACUCGGUGGACAACGUUUUCCAAAAUGGACUGAUCUUAUUUUCCCAGGACUACUUUAAGACGGACACUGAUGGGAAGGCAGGCUGAUGUUGGGCUGUUGUCAAUUUCAGUUUUAAUGUUAUAUUACAAUUUUACAGGACCGAAAAGGAACAAUCAAUUGGUUGGGUGACAUAAAAAUUCCCCCGACUAGUAUGCAGGAGUCCUACAACCAUCCCUACAUGCUCCGUAAUAACCUGUGUAGAGGGUUAAGGUACUGUAGAAGGUGGAGCAUUUUAGCGUUCAGCUUAUACAGAGAGAAUGCAAGAACUCUGUUCCACUGUGUCACAAAUCUAAGGGACAGAGCGAGGUCUGGAUAUGGAGUUUGAAAGUCGAAGGCUCAUUUUUUUGUUAUGAGAGGAUGUUAAGCAGGUGCCCUCCUCCUCACCCUGUCACCAGAGAGGAGCAGGCCCCGCCCUCCUCACCCUGUCACCAGAGAGGAGCAGGGAGUUACCAGGACAGUGAGUAAAGCGGUAACUGCCAUGAGUGUACAAAAAAAAAGAUGUGAAAAUGAGAUUAAAUAAACAGCACC